AUGGGGCUCCAAACAGAAAAGGACAAGGAGAAAGAAGAUCAAAAGAAGAAUUUUAAAAUAUGUAGCAAAAAAUUUGAAACGGAUGAGUUGGAGGUUUUGAAGAAGAUUUUCAAGGAGCUAGGAAGCAGAUCGGCAUCGAACCAAAUAGACAAGGAGACCUUCCUCCAGUUUUUCCCCUUACCAGGAUUAUGGGGCGAACGACUGUUCCUCAAAUUUAAUUUCAAAAAUACAGGCUACAUAGACUUUGAGGAAUUUAUAAUCGGUAUUGCAAUAUGUUGUAGAGGAACCAAAAGUGACAAAAUCAGUGUCCUAUUUGACAUCUUCGAUUUGAACUCUGAUGGGUACAUACAAAAAUCUGAGAUGGUGGCGAUGCUGUCUAACAUUCCAUACAUUGAUAAAUUGAAAAGUGUUUUCUUUAAUAAAAAAAAUAGAAGACAGAAGAACUUUUACGAUGGUGAGUAUAACUCAAAUGAGAAUAUGUAUGACCAAGGGGAAGGAGAAAAUAAUUGUGGUGAUGAGGACCAAGUGGAAAAUGAGGAGUGUAAUGAGGGAUACAAUAAUGGAGAGUACCCUCCGAGUUACCACUAUGGGGAGAUUUAUGGCUAUAGCAAUGGGGACCAGGAGGCUGAUGAAGACGACAACUACAGCAACAGCUACAAUGAUGACGUGUUUAGCGAGAAUGAAGUCGCCGAGGACGACAAUGAGGAGGAUAACGAGGAAGACAACGAGGACGAUUUGAAUGAUAACGAUGAGGCUUACUGCCAUGAGGUACACAUGAGUGCAACUGGGGUGAGUGUAACUGGAGCGAGUGGCAUCGGGGUAAGCGGUGUGAUCGGUGUAAGCGGAAGCGGCAUAGGCACCACCGAUGCAGCUGCGAACAGCGUGACGAAUUGCAGCAAAUGCCUCCAACAACAGAGGCGGAUGAGGAACCGCAAAAAAUUGCUCAACAUGAGGGAGCUGGCGAAGAAAAUCAGGAAGGAGAAGAAACACCAGCUGGAAAAGUGCAUGAAGGGAAUUAGAAACGAAAGAUACCAGGAGAGCAACUCGUUCAUUGGGGUUGACAAAAAAUGUAAGAAAGAAAAGGAAAAGAACAAGUGGCCAAAGAGGGAUUCCAUUUUCAAGAGCGAAAGCGACGACAAUAUAAAUUCCUCAUCUAGCAGUACGUCCAAUGGAUUCAUCAAUGAAGAAAUGGAUCACUCAAAUGUUAGUAAAAGAAAAAGUUUAAGAAGCAAAACAAAAAAAAAAAACUCUACCUACUUAACCAAUUUCAAAAAUGGAAAUAAUCAUAAUGGGUUCAUGUCAUCAACGAGCGAUAGCUGCACGAGUAACGAUACCAAUUCAUUUCUGAGCAGCGAAGAGGUCGACAGCUUUAACUCCAACAAGGAGCAGCGAAAUGGAGUUGAUAGCUACACCAGUAGUAGCACGGAAGACUCCUUUAUCAGCAUCUAUGGAUACCUCAUCAAGAAUAAGCAGCGUAGGAGGAAGAAAAAGAAGGGCAUCCCAGACAGGGGUGUUGUAGACCAUGGAGGGGAGAAGUUAGCGGCAGAUCGCACAGUGGAACAGGGGACGGAAAGAGCAAAGGAUAAUGGUCGAGAAAAAAACACCCCACAAAAGAGGAAUGAGUUGGAUCAGGAGGAAAAAAAUGGAUGCAUACAAGGCGGUGGGGCAGAAGGUGAUGGAGCAGUGAGUGCAGAUGAAGAUGUGCAGUCGGAAGAACAAAGCAAAGUACUGAACGAAGAAACAGAAACAGCAGGAGGAAUGAUAAAAAAAGGGAAGAAAAGAACAUGUCUUAAUAACCGAAGUGAUAUGAACAUUUAUAAAAAGGAAAAGAAAAAAGAAACCAAAAGGAAAUUAUUUCACCACGAAUAUUGUCUCCCUUCGAAAACGGCAAGGAAUAUUCUCAACGAUGAAGAAAAUUAUGACAUGCAGGAAAAAAAUGUAGACGUUGAGGAAAUAGUAGAUCGGAUGCUCGAAGAAUGUGAAUUCUGGGACAAUGAUAAAAUCACACCCAUACAAUUUAAAAGUGUUAUAUAUAAGUAUGACUUUUUUCUUUAUGUAUUUUUCAGUUGUCUCCAUGAAGAUAUUUGGGGGCUUCAAGGAAAUGUUCUUUACGGCAGGGACUACAUUAGCAACUUUGUAAUAAAAUCAGAAAAUUUUAAGAGCAAGCAAAUUGAUGAGAAUGAGGAAAUAAUUACCGAAGAGGUGUAUUUUAAGAUCAGGCAGCUGUUCAUUAUCCAGGCCCCUGAUUAUAACUGCUUGAAUGACAAUUUGUGUGUGAACUUUCUCAAGGGGGAGCAGGGAAGUGGUCACGAGGGGGGAAGCGGUCAUGAAGGGGGAAGCGGUCAUGAAGGGGGAAGUGGUCAUGUUAAUGGAGGAGAUAGCCACCACCAAGAGACGAACCCAGAAGGAGCAAGCACAGAUGCUGAUAAGGACAAAAGCGAUAUCGGGGCGAACAAAAGAAAAGCCAAGGUCGAGAAUGGUAGCAAGUUGGUCAAUUUUGCUCUACCCAGCGGGGAAGAAACAACGACGGUUGUAGCUGGAACCGAGGCGGAAUGCACCACUGCACAAGGAGGCCAUGACGGUCGGGCUGAAGUGUGUGUUGUCGUGACGGGAAAUCCCCCUGUGGACGGGCACGAAAAGAGGGAAGCCAUUAUCCCCCCAAGGGAAAACGCGGUGAAUCCGACGAGCGCCAUGGACGGGAUGGAUGCCCCUGUGGAGACCGCCCCUUCGAGGCAGUUAGAAAACCCCACGCACAAGAAGGAAGAAACGAACGUUGGCCAACCGUAUGAAGAACAGAAGGAGAGCGAUCAGGACGGCGCUCAGGACAACCCGCAGCGCUGCGGAGACGAUACACCGGAAAGGGAAGAAAAAAUGAUGAUGGCCCUGGAAAACAUAAAGAAUAAGGUAGGCUACGAGUGCGACUUCAACCUGCUGACCAACUCCCUGAACGAUAUUUUUUCAAAAGAAAUUGUGGAGUUUAUCAAGGCGUCCCAAAGUAGCUUCAACAUUAACGAGGUGUGGAAGGAGCGCAAUGCCCACUGCAAGGACAAGUACAAGAAGGCCAAGAGGAACAUCGAGAAGGCAAGGAAUUAUUCGAACAGCACGCAUAGUGGGAAGAAGAAAAAGAAGUCCCUAGCAAAUACCGGGUUAGGCGUCGAGGGGGAGAACGAGGAGGAGGAGCAGCCGCAGCAGCCGCUACAGAAUAACGCGAUAGAAGGGGUGAACGAGGGGGAAGAAGAUCCACAGUCAGUUAGCGAGGCGAGCGAAAAAAGCCCCCACGGCGUGGAGACCCAGAAUUUGGAACAGGUGGACCUCGGAGGGUUAGAGGUUAAGGAGGAAGCCGCUGAGGGGGACGCGGUAGACGGGGACGCAGUGGACGGGGAAGCGGUGGAAGUGUCAACCGAGGCGGCUGCGUGCCCCAACAGGCACACCCACGAGGGGAAGAAAAAGAAAAAGCACGUGAAGGACGUGAACCUGUACUCGUGCCCGAACUGCAAGGGACCUUUCCUCAUGUGCCCCAACUGCCACGGAAGGUACCCCAGGUUCUGCGUGAACGAAGACAAAAUCGCCAUGGAGUGUGAAUAUUGUGAAUGCGAGCACUGCUACUUUUACAAGUGCAUCUACUGCAACUUUGACUUCCAGAAAUGCCUUGACAUGAUAAAAAAGAAUUCUUUGAAGGAAGGAAUCCUCUACAAGAUAGGGAAACACCUGCACCAGUUCAAGGCAAGGUACUACAUCCUAUUUGAUAAUCUUUUAUACUAUUACGACAAGCAAAAAAAUCUUAAACCCCGAGGAUUUAUGUUUUUGGAGGGAUGCUACGUAGAAGUCAUCUCCAAAAAUGACAACAUUAAUAAAUUCGGGUUCUCUAUAUGUCACAAAGGAACCAAUCAUGUGCAGAGGAGAAAUUUAUAUGUGAAUACUUAUGAAGAGAGAGAGGAGUGGUUGCAGGCUUUAUACUCCACAACGAAGCAGAACACCUUGUAUAAUCUGUACGAAUUACAUGAGCAGUUAGGACAAGGAAAAUUCUCUACCGUUUAUAGAGGUAUAAAUAAACAAACAAAUUCCGAGUUUGCAAUUAAGGUGAUUGAUAAAAGAUCCGUUUCCAUUUAUGAGAAGGAAUUAUUGCGAAGUGAGAUUUCCAUUUUAAGACUCCUCCGACAUCCUAAUGUGAUUUAUUUAAAAGAAAUUAUUAAUACCAAGGAGACCUUGUACAUUUCAAUGGAGUUAGUAAAGGGAGGAGAGUUAUAUGAUUUUUUAUUAACUGAAACGAGACUUAGUGAAAUUCACGCAAAUAAAAUUAUUACACAGUUAAUUAAAACAGUGGCAUAUUUGCACAGAUGUGGAAUAAUACAUAGGGAUAUAAAACCAGAGAAUAUUCUCCUUACAGAUAAAUCAAGAGAUGCACAAAUAAAGCUAACCGAUUUUGGCUUGUCCACCUUGUGUGCUCCAAACGAAUUGUUAAAGGAACCAUGUGGGACACUUGCUUAUGUAGCUCCGGAAGUCAUCACUUUACAGGGGUACAAUCACAAAGUAGAUGCAUGGUCAAUAGGUAUUAUACUUUACCUUCUUCUCAGUGGAAAACUUCCCUUCCCAAUUAGUAAAAAUACAGAAAUGAAUAUACAAAAAAAUUAUGUACUCAAUUUUAAAGACCACAUAUGGAAGAGCAUCUCCUCAUCAGCUAAAGACCUCAUCUCCAAGUUGUUAGAACUUAACGUGGAAAAAAGAAUAUCUGCAAAUGAAGCUUUAGAACACAUUUGGAUAAAAAAUCCUACUGCAGUCAUUAAUGAAAACUCCUUUAUUUACAAAAAUGAAGAAAUUAACAUCUUAAAUUUGCAAGAUGUUAGUGUCAGCACUUUUAAUAUUCCCAAGUAUGCCCCUUUUCACUUGGAAGAAGAAAAGACGGAGGAAGUAGAGAACAAAAAUGUUUUUAGUUUCCACAAGGAAGAUAUUAUGUACGAGAAAAAUGACUCCGCGGACGAACCGGUUAUCCCUCUGCCUUAUAGCGGGGCCCCUCUGAAGGAUAAUGCCACGGACAAAAACCCCAUACCCGCCUCCAAAGAAAUUUCUUUCACCAAGGAUAUUUCUUUGACCAAGGAAAAUUCUUUUGCCAAAGAGGAAAAUGUGCUCAGUGGAGAUGCAAAUGGUGAAAAUCUCCCUGGGGAAAUACCAAACGGUGACCAACGCGAAGAACCCACUUCAACUGCAACUGCAACUGCAACUGCAACUCCGUGUGAAGGUCAGCAAAGUGAGGAAAAAACUCACAUUGAAUACACCACUGAGGAGGGAGCUGGCGACCAACCGGUCGGUUCAUCUUCUGCCCCCCCCGCAUGA
This is a messenger RNA of Plasmodium fragile, 5331 nucleotides long. RefSeq names its product CAMK protein kinase. Lineage: Eukaryota; Apicomplexa; Aconoidasida; Haemosporida; Plasmodiidae. Gene Ontology annotation, biological process: protein phosphorylation; mitotic DNA damage checkpoint signaling. The coding region runs from base 1 to 5331 and encodes 1776 amino acids. Gene Ontology annotation, cellular component: cytoplasm; nucleus. Gene Ontology annotation, molecular function: calcium ion binding; ATP binding; protein serine/threonine kinase activity. The transcript is spliced from 2 exons. The record is from RefSeq and is a predicted model, not a curated record.